This is a messenger RNA of Orbilia oligospora ATCC 24927, 6150 nucleotides long. RefSeq lists its product as uncharacterized. Bases 1 to 6150 code for a protein of 2049 amino acids. NCBI's taxonomy places the organism in Eukaryota, Fungi, Ascomycota, Orbiliomycetes, Orbiliales, Orbiliaceae. Gene Ontology annotation, molecular function: protein binding. The transcript has 6 exons. The record is from RefSeq and is a predicted model, not a curated record.
AUGGAAGCGGCAGCAUCGGUCGCAGGGCUAGUGGCCCUUGCCGACCUCGUUAUUGCGAAAGGAUAUAAAUACUACUCUACGGUUAAAGAAGCAAAACACGAGAUUCGAAGCCUUAUAGAUGAAACUGUAUUAUUGCAUGGAGUACUUAGCAACCUACGUUUCGCUCUCCUACGGCUUGGGGAGUAUGCGAUCGAGCAGCAGUUCGAUAUCGAGAAGCGGCGGAUUAUCAAUUGGGCAAGCACUGCGAAUCCUCGGGCUGCCCACCAAAAUAAUUUGAGUCUCCGAUAUGCUGGAACAGCUGAAUGGUUUGCUGAUCGCGACGAGUACCAAACAUGGAGGAACACGCCCAAUGCGCGGCUCUGGCUCUCAGGAAUCCCGGGUGCUGGAAAGACCGUCAUGGUUUCAUCUAUUAUAGAAAGUAUCAUCGACGAGAUGGAGGAUAGCGAUGCGAUAGCUUUCCACUACUGUGACUUUAAGUCCAAAGACUCACAGACUUUGGACAAUAUACUCUGUUCACUAAUCAUGCAAGUUUCUAAGCAAAGCGCAUCCGCAUUCGACAUCCUAGAGGAGGUUUACAUCAAGCACAAUCCUGACAGAUCUAUUGGCUCUUGUUUAGGGGAUUGCGGUGUUGACCUUAUACAAAUUUUGUCACAAGUCUCCAUGCCAUAUGCCAACUUGAUCAUAGUUGUUGACGGAUUAGACGAAUGCACAAAUAGAGCCGACUUAGCACAGCAGCUUAGCCGACUCCCAGAUAUAGGACCCAACCCAAUCAAGGUUCUUUUGUGCAGUCGCCCCGAACCAGAUCUUGAGAACGUAUUAUCCGCCUAUGAUAGAAUCGAGGUCGCCGCUUCCAAAUCAGAUGUACAGCUUUAUGUUGCGUUAGCCGUUGAAGACCGAAUCCGUUCUAAAAAACUCAGACUGGGUAGGCCUCGGCCAGGGAAGCCUGAUAUGAAGCCUUUGAUUAUAGACAAUCUUGUCGAAGGCUGUAAAGGAAUGUUCCAGUGGGCAGUCUGCCAGAUCGAUUAUCUAUGCCAGCUUGGUACCGAUAACGAGCGGAAGCAAGCGCUGAGCAACCUUCCACCGGGACUAAAUGGAGUUUAUCAGAAAAUUCUGGAAAGGAUAACAUCGAAUGAGGGCGGGGGCGGAAGCGACAUAGAGUAUCUCCUGCGGACGCUACGAUGGCUGACGUUUUCCGUAACCCCGUUGACUUUAUCACAGUUGACAGAGGCUGCUGCGAACAUUAGAUCUGCGGAGGGUUUCUAUGAUGAGGACUCAAUUCUUGACGAGGAUAAAAUUCUCGAAUUAGGGAGCAGUUUUGUGAGACUGAACCACGAAACAAAAAUAUUGGAAUUUUCUCACUUCACCGUCAAAGACUUCUUCAUACAAUUAGAGAAUUGGAGUCAACGCCCGCCUUCAUUAGACCUUUUCAGAAUAAACAAAUUUGAUAGUCACAGAUGGUUGGCAAAGUUUUGCUUGCGCUACAUGAUGCUCAAAAACUUCCAAGAAGCGUAUCUCUUUGCUGAUGACGAAUUCGCGGGGUUGUAUGAGACUUACCCAUUACUCAAGUACGCGGAUUACUAUUGGGACGAACACGCCAGGGCCGCUCUUCCUCUUUGGGACGAUGAUCUUGACACCUUGGUUAAAGAUUUCCUUAGAGUCCAAAACAAUUCUUACUUCCUGCGAUGGCGAAAAGGCAACCUCCUCCCUGAUAUUGGAAACUCGAGACCUGGCUUCUGGGGAAACGGUUUAUUCAUUCACGAUGGCAUCCAGCUUUUCUUCGCAGCUUAUUCUGGGCUGUUAAGCGUAACGAAAGAACUCGUUAAGGAGGAAGACUGUGUCAAUUUUAUAGUCCCUCACUGCGGAACUCCUCUUUCGGCGGCUUUGCUCAAAUAUCAUGAACGGCAGAUACCGGUCGAGCUUCAAUCAGAUAAUCAGUUACCCCCGAUUUCUCAUGAUUACAACCAGAUAAUCUUGCUCUUGAUAAACUCGGGGGCUGAUCCCAACAUAUGUACCGAGGGGAACGAAAUUACCUACCCCUUUUUCACUUUUUUCGAAGCAGGAAAAUACUGUCCUACGACUGCAGAACUGAUAUUCUCAAAACUUGAGAAGCAAGUUUCGAUGGAAGUUGUUGACUCUUUAUGCAAAAAUAUUCUAAGUGGGUGGAUCACCAACGCCGAAGUCAUCCAGUUACUCGAAUUCUCCACGGCUGAACUCUGGGAUAGAAACUGUAAAGCGAAAAUCUGCGAGGCUUUGAUGAGAAAUGGGGCUGCGGAAGCAGAGGUCGGGCAUCUUGUCGAUGAUUUCCGGCCAUUGGCGCUGAACAAAAACGAAGUGCCUGACCCCGAUGAGUUUUUUCCGAUAAGAAAUACUCUUACUCCUGAGCAAGAAACAGACGCACCACGUCUGCAAAAACUACUCUCAGCUGCGAGAGCAGGGAUGAGUGACAUAGUCAAUACUAUUAUCUCCAAAUACCCUGGUAUUAUCAACAAUCGUGGUCCAGAUGGAUUUACCGCUCUUGAUUGCGCGUGCUCAUUUGGUCAUGAAACCAUAGUGAGUCAGCUGCUGGCUUGCAGUCGUAUUUCUGUGAAUACGCAGGCGCCAGAGAAUGAUAAUUUCUCGCCUUUACACUAUGCUUGCAUUUCUGCACAUUAUAAUUGUGUUCGACUCCUGCUGGACGCAGGUGCUGAUGUUAACCUCCAGUCUUCCCAUGGCGAGACUCCUUUGAUGUCCCUCUGGCAAUCGUAUGAUAUGCUUUCUGCGGCUGCUGGGAAAACAAAAAACCUUUUCAGAAUCUCAGAGGAUCUAAUUUCUUCCAAUAUCGAUUUCUCCCUGAAAACUAACGAUAAUGGCACGUAUUAUCACUACGCAUGUUUCCUCCCAGAACCUAAAUAUCUAGAGGCUGUCCUAAAUCGAAAUCGUGGCCUCGACAUCGACAGCCAGGACAUAAAAGGCUAUACUGCCCUCCAUGAUGCAGCAGCUAAUAUCAAUAGCAGUUUGGUCAAGCUUUUACUUUCACAUAAGGCCGCUAUUGAUCCCUGUACUGAUACCGGCGCUACGCCUCUUAUGAAGGCUUGCCAAUUUGGGAACCCCGAUUCAAUCGCCAUUUUAAUCCAAGCCGGCGCUCAAGUGACAGUAAAACACAAAACGCGAGGAUGGCUCCCUCAGCACUACGCAUGUUUUUCCUCCAACCCAGACAGUCUACCCUUACUAUUGAAAGCCGGGAAGGCCUCUGGUAGCCAGAUUUCAGUCGGGACACCAACAGAGGAUGGGGAAACUUUGCUGCACAUUGCUGUUCGGAACGAGUUUCCGGAAACAGCUCUUAAGCUAGUAGAAUGGCUAUUGAAACUUCCAGAUAUCGAUGUCGACUCUGUCACCACCGAGGGGUACACAGCGUUUGCAGUUGCAGCGGGGAUGAUGAAAAGAAGUCCUGAAGACCCAGACCUUGGUCAGCUGGGACUACAUUCACCAGAUAGUCCUUGUUUCCGGCGCUUUCAAGUACUUAGACUUCUCCUACCACGGACGACAUUGCCUAACGGCUUUGGUGUUACCUACAAUGCCCCCUUCUUCGAGACACUCCAGGUAACCUGCGAGGCAUGUUGGAGAGAAUGUCUUUUAUUGUUUCAGAAGCAUCCUCAGAUUGGACUAGAAGCUAAAAUCACCACUGACGAACAAACCCCACUCCACUCGUUAGUAUCGAGGGAAGUCUCACUCUCAAGAGUCGAAUUCAUGAUUAGAAGUGGUGCAAAUGCGACAGCAAUAAUGCCUGACGGCCGUACUGCACUUCAUAUGAUGCUUGGCUGGCUGGACACUGUCAACGGUAUCAAGCUGAUUAAGCUCCUAUGUGAUCAUGGAGUGGACGUCAAUGCGUCGUGCAGACUAGGCAAAACCGCACUAAUGGUAGCUGCUGAGAAACAAAAAGUUGGUUUCAUUCGAGCUCUACUUGGCUGCGGCGCAAAUGUUGCGGCAAUCGAUUCUAAAGGCUGCUCUGCACUCGAUUAUGGGAUAGAAAUUGAUUCAGAUGUCUCGGUAGUGAAGGUGCUUGUUGAAGCUGGGGCGGAAAUCGAGCAUAGCACCCAGGAUCGAGAAUUACCUCCAGUAAUUAAAGCAGCUUCUCUCGGAAACACGAUAGUCCUAAACUUCCUUCUUGACCAAAAGCCUAUCGAUGUUUCCAGAACAGUGGCCGAAACUGGAGAAAAUAUUUGGCAUAUGCUGCUGUUCUCCGAUAACUCGCUGCGAAUAAUCGAGAUAUUAAAGGAGAGAAAAUUCCAGGCCUCGAUAAAUAUGAAGAACGCAGCCCAAUUAACGCCUCUGAACAUAGCACUGGAUAUUGACUGUAGCCCCGAUAUCCUUGAAGCUUUGAUACUGGCUGGUAGUAACGUCUUCGAUGAAGAUUCCUACGGAACCACAUGUUUGGAGUAUGCAAUUAAAUCCCGUCCGGUCUCUAGUGUUAAUGCGCUCCUUAAAAACCUCCCCCGGGUCGAUUGUACAAUGGAACGAAAGGUCACACUGGAAUUUCUCCGGUCCCCAGGCUUCCCCCUUAACUCUCAAGUCAUAAAUUUAGUGCUGGAACAUCAUGAAAAUAUUUCCCAGGAGGACGUUUUCCUUUUCGCUGGGUUGAAAGACCUAGACGAUAAGGCAUAUAGCCUCGUCGCAUCCUUUAUUCGCCAAGGAAAGGUCUACACCGGAACUGAAUUCGUCAGUGAUGCCGCCGGCAGAUCUGCUUUCUCAAUCGCGGAAAGCUGCUCAAAUUUCCAAUUUUGCCGUAUUCUAGAAGAAUGGAAACCGGUUAAGGCCGAUGGCAAUUUUCCUUCCCUGGAUAUCGAUAUAUAUACCGGGGGACAUAAAUCCACUAGCAGCUCAAUCAGCGGGUCUAGUGGGAGUUCCGGCAGCGGCGCUCAUGCAUCAUAUAGAACUUUGUUCCAACGGAUAUCUCAUGCAAUUAAGUUUGGCAGCUUUCAAUCUCAGAUGGGAGAGUUUCUUUCAGACGAGGACUUUGAAAUAAUUAAGAACGGCACUGGCAAUUGCAGACCUCUAGUAGUACCAGAUUUGGGAGUUCCACAAAUAGCUUGGUUCUCCGUAACAAUCUUACAGGUUGCUAUCCACUAUUGGGAUCAGGAAGUCGUCCGUAUUCUUCUAUCGAAUAAGUGUCUGCUGCCCAUACAAGAUGGGUACGGAUGGGACGCGCUAUUUCACAUCCUCAACCGCGACGCGUCGUCUGAGCUUGAGUUUAUAGCAAAUGUUCUUGAAGGUUUAGAGUCGAAGGAAGAUCACAGAGGAGAAUUAAGGAAUCAUCGUCUCGUACCUGCGUCUGGUACAGCUGAUGAAGGUGUAUUAGAAACUGCUCUUCACUUUUUGGCCCGUUCUGGCCAUUGGCGUUGCGCAAGAAUUUUAGUGGAGAAAGCCGCUCUGUUUUUUAAGAUUCCUGAUGAGCUGGAUCUACCCCUUCGGGGUCGACAGCGCUGGAUACAAGGAGGCACAUUCUCUAUUGUCAAUCUAAUUGAUUCACGCGGCGAUACACCGAUACGUACUGCCGUCAUUCAUGGCAACCUGAAGUUCAUUGAAGAGAUGCUUAAACUCCCGGAUCCACAAAGGCCUCAUGUUGACCUGUGGGGACAAAAUGGGCUACUUUCUCUCAAAUGUGCGGCACUAGAAGUGAAAGGAGGAUAUGCAAUCGCCGACACCCUGAAUGCUGGUUAUCCUAAUCUAAAAAUGAGUGGUCAAGAAUUCUUCAAGCCAGAGCUUGAAGUAUUCUCCUGUGCAAAGAGUGCCCGGUGUCUUGAGAUACUCUUGCAAGCAGGGGCAGAUCUCAGCUUCUGGGAUGCAGCCGAAGGUCACGUUUUACAUCAUCUCCUCUUCAACCAUAUGCACGAGGCUCUAGAUGUCGUCCUGAACCACAUGGGUCCCGAGUGGGCUAUCUCAGUUCUGACAAAAAGCGCAUCGGUGUACGGGCACGCACUAGAUAUAUUAGGCCGUACCGGUUGCAACCCCUGCCUAGAGGACGGUCUACAAAAAUUCUUCGGCCCUCUUUUGCCAGGGAUCCCGAUACAAUGUAUCGAGGAUGGAAUAGAGACGGCAGCAUACCAGGGAUAUUUUGAAUUUGCGGACAAUCUUAGGUUCAUUGUUGAACAACGACUUGAUGGAAUAGAGUAA